Messenger RNA from Trifolium pratense (red clover), 609 nucleotides. RefSeq names its product calvin cycle protein CP12-2, chloroplastic-like. Gene Ontology annotation, biological process: negative regulation of reductive pentose-phosphate cycle. The record is from RefSeq and is a predicted model, not a curated record. The transcript has a single exon. Bases 37 to 432 code for a protein of 131 amino acids. Gene Ontology annotation, cellular component: chloroplast. NCBI's taxonomy places the organism in Eukaryota, Viridiplantae, Streptophyta, Magnoliopsida, Fabales, Fabaceae.
UCAUUCAAUCUCUGAUUCUUAUCUUCAGCAAGAAAAAUGGCAACAAUAACUGGUCUAAGCCUUUCAAAUCCCAAAUUUUUCUUCAACUCAUCACCAAUAUUUCAACAAAAUACCCAAUCCAUCAAGCUCUCAUCAGCAUCACCACUGCAAACACGGCGAGCUAUGAUCGGGUCGGGUCGGAUAACAAUUGUUCGUCCCGUUCGCGCUGCACCGGAACAGAUAUCAAAGAAAGUAGAAGAGAGCAUAAAGAGUGCACAAGAGACAUGUGCUGAUGAUCCAGUUAGUGGUGAAUGCGUUGCGGCGUGGGAUGAGGUGGAGGAACUCAGUGCUGCGGCGAGUCAUGCGAGGGAUAGGAAGAAGGAAUCUGAUCCGUUGGAGGAUUACUGUAAGGAUAAUCCAGAGACUGAUGAGUGCAAAACUUAUGAUAAUUGAUUAAUGAUUGUUAAGCUUAAACUGUUGCUUUAUAUGAUUAAUGAUGAGUAUGAGUAUGAACAUUAAUUCAGUACUGCACUUAAACUGUGUGUGUAUCUUUAUGCAUGUUUAUCUUAGCAUCAUACAAAAGUAUAUAGCAUGUUAUGAAUUGAUAUGAAAUUCAAUUAGUUGUCAUAA